AAACGGCCUCCCUUCGGCUGUGCAUCGCGCUAUCUGGCUGGCUCUCUCUCCACAGUCGCGCCGUAGAGGAGAGCGAGAGACGAGCUGCGUCUUGCACCGUAUUAUAUUUAUAUAGACACAGUGCGCGACAGACAUCGUACGGUACCGAGUACUGUGCGCGUUUUCUCUUCUCGAAAAUUAAAAGGAAACAGGCAAUCGCGGGUGUCGGCUCGUGCGUUUAUCGUAAACGCGAGAGACGGACCGAAAUUUUCGUAAUAUACAAGGGGGAGGCUCUCGCUGACAAAGACUCACACGCGCGCGCGCGUGCGAGAGAGAAAGAGCUAUAUAUACACGUAUAUAUACCGAGGGAGAUAGAGAGAAAGGGUCGGCGACUUUGUGUCGUAUAUAUAUAAGCUGCCGCCGCAGAACCGAGUCUCUCUCCGUUAUACAUUAGGUAUAUACAGCAUAUACGGCGAGUGUGUUCGUGCGUGUGUGCUUCUCUCUCCUGCAGUAUAUGUUUGGCAAUAUGGUCAAUAGUGCGAAACUGAAGACCCUCGCAGCGGCUCCAGGAGAGUCAACGUCCGCCCCCGCAACUUCCUGAGCUGCUCUGCUGGACUGACAGUACUCGCGCUCCUUCGCGGCUUGCAUGUUAUAUACAGAGCCUUGCAGGGGGGCAUCGGACCCGAGCAUCGCGCCUACUUAUACACGGAGAUGGGAGGACGUGCAGGGGGCCAAAGUCGAAAGAGUGACAAGAGAUCGUAGGGCCGAUCCGCCGAUGGCUCGCUAGACGUUGCUGGCGACGCCGAGGAAAAUUCGCACCGAUUCCGGGGAGUAUAGGUAUGGAGCUCUCGAGGCUGCUGCAGCACUGAUCCUCGGAGGGACGUUUCUUCGGGAGAGCAGAGAGCCGCUGACGAUUUGUUCUGGAGAUUAUUCAUUGACGCAAGAUGGGCAAGUGCUGCAGCAAACGGCAGGAGCCGCAGCCAAUCGGUAAGAGCGCGGCAUCCGAUAUUUUCGUUUUUAUGCCAGCAGGCUACAAGAAGGCGGAGGUCGCCGGUUUGAACUCGAAGCACAGUAAUGGAGGCUCGCUGGACCGCUACACAGCCGAUCCGAACCAGAGAGGUGCCCAGGCGCGCGCCGACAUCAUCCGGCCCAGGCCGACGCCCUGUAAGCAGCUACAGCUGAUCCAUGCCCAGUCGAUGCCGCAGCAGCCGCCCGGCCGUAAGGCUGUCGGCGGCGGCGGCACCGCAUCGGCUCUUGUUCUACCGUCGUCUGCAUCUCACUCGCAACGGGCGAACAAGAUCGUCGUCGCUCUGUACAAUUACACGGCCCGAGAAAGCACCGACGUGAGCUUCGUCAAGGGCGACCGCAUGGAGGUUCUAGACGACUCUGAGCCCGACUGGUGGAAAGUUCUGCAUUUGACGACUCUCCAGGAGGGCCUCAUACCUUGGAACUUUGUCGCCGUCGAGCGAUCCGUAGAGAGUGAAGAUUGGUUCUUCGAGAACGUGUCUCGCAAAGAGGCUGGCAAACUCCUGCUCGUGGACGAGAACCCUCGAGGCACUUUCCUGGUCAGGCCUAGCGAACACAAUCCGCGUGGCUACAGUCUCUCGGUCAAGGAUUGGGAGGAGGGCCGAGGACACCACGUCAAACACUACAAAAUCAAGCCUCUGGACAAUGGCGGCUUCUUCAUUGCCACUAACCAAACAUUCCCCACCUUGCCCGCCCUCGUUAUGGCGUACAGCAAAAAUGCUUUGGGUCUCUGUCACGUACUGUCCAAACCGUGUCCCAAACCGCAGCCGGACAUGUGGGACUUGGGUCCGGAACUGCGUGACAAGUGGGAGAUCAACCGUAACGAGAUUCAGCUCAUUCGAAAACUUGGACACGGAAACUUCGGCGAGGUCUACUACGGCAAGUGGCGAAACAAGAUCGAGGUAGCCGUCAAGACUCUGAGACCAGGCACUAUGUCGACAGAGGCCUUUCUACAGGAGGCAGCAAUAAUGAAGCAAUUCCGACACCGGCACCUUGUCGCUCUCUAUGCGGUCUGCUCCAAGGAGGAGCCUAUCUACAUAGUCCAGGAAUACAUGUGUAACGGUAGUCUCUUGGACUUUUUGCGAACCGGUGACGGCAAGUACAUGCAGUUCGAGGACCUGAUCUACAUAGCAGCACAGGUUGCCUCGGGUAUGGAACACCUCGAGAGCAAGCAGCUCAUACAUAGGGAUCUGGCAGCGAGGAACGUCUUGAUCGGCGAAAAGAACAAGGCGAAGAUCUGUGAUUUCGGCCUGGCGAGGGUCAUCGAAGACGACGAGUAUUGUCCAAAGCAGGGCAGCAGGUUCCCCGUUAAGUGGACUGCACCCGAAGCCAUCGUUUAUGGACGAUUCAGUAUCAAGAGUGACGUUUGGUCUUACGGUAUUCUACUUAUGGAACUAUUCACCUAUGGACAGGUUCCUUAUCCAGGCAUGCACGGCCGCGAGGUGAUUGAGCAGGUGAACAACGGCUACAGGAUGCUAAAGCCCGUCAAUCACCCGCUACCUGAUAGCAUAUAUCGUCUGAUGCUACAGUGCUGGGACGCGACGCCGGAAAAGCGACCAACCUUCGAGUUCCUUAAUCACUACUUCGAGUCGUUCAACGUGACCAGUGAGAUACCUUACCUCGAGCCUCCAACGGACUGAUACAUGGCCCACCAUGCAACGGCGGGUCACUUAGUGCCACACCACGCUCACUAUCAUCCGCAUAACAUGAACUGUGCCAUGGAAUUUUAUGGUAUUUACUGCUGAACUGCUCCUCCCACUCUCUCUCUCUCUCUCUCUCUCUCUCUCUCUCUCUCUCUCUCACUCCGAUUAGUCCAUUCAAAUUUAUCGAGUCGAAUACUACUGCCACUUGACGAAGGUCUCCUAAUUCAUAAAUUUUCGAUCGCAGUCCUAGUUUUUAAGUUUUUAAAAAAUUCCACGAAAAGAUGUCAUUUUCGUUAUCUCUUAAAAUCUAUGAUUUAGGCUCGUCGAAUUGUUUCUAUCCAUAAUAAUGGAUACCAUUUUUAUCUACGUGACGUUUUAAACACUUUGGCAACAAAAAAUAAUGACGCUACAAAUAAUCAACGAUUAAGAGACCUCAUGUGCCAUAAAUGCGUACAUACAAGCUAUCUUCAUAUUAUAUUAAGUAAAAUGUAUAUGUACGCAGAACUCUACUCAUCGCUCUUUGCGUUUGAAUUCCAAAAUGAAAAAGUCAAAUGGAAGUUAGCAAUAAGAAUCACCAUGACAUCAAAGAGAGAGAGAGAGAGAGAGAGAGAGAGAGAGAGAGAGAGAGAGAGAGAGAGAGGGAGAGAGAGAGAGAGAGAGAGCGAGAGUUUAAAGGGUUAUCACUCUGUAUAAACGAUCUUUUCGAAGUCAUUUUUACGGGAUUUAAAAAUACGAACUCGAAGAGAAGAAAGCGAAUGGAGACAUUUUAGUAGUAAUUUUAACAAAGUAUUUAUAAGAAGUAGAUCUGUUUCGAAUCGACAAUUACACGUAAAAUGCAUUAAACUGUUAGGAUAAAAUAGUUACCGUGUAACUGCAAAUUAGUCUGUUAGAGGCAGUUACAAUUUAUAUGAAAGAAACAAACAAAUUAAUUAAUAUAAGAAUGUGUUGCAUUGCAAGGUGUAAGAGUUAGACUAAAGGAUUUUUCCUAAAUAUUUCAAUCCUGCGACAUAAAAACACUCCGAGAAGUGGACUAUAUUUAUAAAAAUAAAAAUUCGAUAGAGACGAGUAAAUUCAUUCUAAGAAUGGAUAAAUAAUCGUAUGCUGAAACAUUGUAGAAAUCUGUUGAUCAUGUUUGAAUAGGAAAUAAGUCGCGAUAAGCUAAUGCAUUUAUUUAAUACGAAAUACGUAAUAAUGGAUUCAGUAUUCGUGCAGAUAAACUUUUUUUUUUAUUUUCUGUGAUUCCUGACUGCCCAUGAUUUAUAAGAUCAUUGACUCUUCACAAUGAAACUUUGUAGAGCACAAACACUAUUUUAUUAUCCCAAUUCCGAUAACAUUCAUGCGGAUCUCUACUACUCAAGAAAAUACGUUCCCGCUCCUUUAAAAUCUGCAGUUUUCUACUGACAACUAAUAUUUAUUAACUGAUGUUCAAUUUAUUCAUUUUCAAAUUUCAUAACACUUUCCGUGUUAUUUUCUAUAACCUAUAGUUUUUUUCGAAUGACUGCAAUAUUUUGAAUUAGCAAUAAAUACUGAAUGAAACUCAAGGGUUGGCAUGAUAGGCACGAACUAAUACUCUGCAAUUCUUUAAAGUAAAUUCUAUUUUUCUUUAUACACUGUACCGUGCUAAAGAAUGAUAUUUAAACCGACUGUUACGAUUAACAGGUCAUCGCCACGUAAAAAAAGGAAAUCUGUCGAAAGGAAGUUCUAACAAUUCAUAGUAUAAGUUAGUCCGGGAGAUUUAGUAAAAAAACAGUUACUAAUAAAAGUUGUAAGACGUGUAGACGUGAUACUUAAAUCAUGAUAAAAUACGAACGUUCGUUUACUAAGCCAAGUUAAGCUUUAAGCAAUGGAUGUUAUUCGUACAAAAGUAUCCACGACAACAUUGUACAUUUUUUACUCAAAGUACACCUAAAACGCCAUGACAAAACCUAGAGCAAAAGUUAGCACAAAUAUGUUAUCUCUUUGAAAAUUAAGUACGUCCUCUUUAUAUUAUCUAGAUUCAAUCAAAAAUUUCAAAGCUGAUCUUUGAAAAUGCUUGACUUCAGACAGAUUGUAUCACUAGAUAUUAUUGCUGGACAUUGGUAAAAUACUGUACUUAUUUUCAAAAACUACUUAAAUUUCUUAUUAUUGCAAAGCAUAUCGUAAAGAAACAUCUAUAACAUGUUAACAAUGAAUACAGACUUUUUAAUUACGAUGACCUUACUAUUUAGUAAUUAGAACUGCAUCUAUUUUCCAAUAAUAUAUACAAUAUGUUUAUAAAGAUGUAUUUUUUAAAUAAUUUUCAGUGUCCAGCAGUAAUUAUAUUAAAAAUAUAACACGCGCAAACAAAGUUAAUCACUGAUCUACAUGUUAGAGAUGUAUUAACAUUAUUUAGAGUAACGAUAACAGAUAAAAAAAGCUAUUUAAUGCACGCAAGCACGCCGAAUUAUUACAAACGUGUAAGAAAAAAAUGGUAUCGCUUUAUUUUAAAAACAAAAUCUUGGCAUUUGAAUAAAACGAAAUAGUCAAACUAUACGAUCCUUUAUUUUCAAAGGUCUUGACAGAAAUAUCGUAAAGUUUACUAUACGAAUAAAAAAAUGCAAUGAGUUUUAAAAUGAAGCGAUUCGUUUUUUAUUUCAUCAAGUUGAAGGAUUUAGUGGCGUACUUAAAGUACGAAUUUUCUAUGCCAAACAUUUUAUACAACUGAAAUCGAUUAUUUUCAUCUUGUCUUUUUUUCAUUAACUAAGAUUCCCGAUUUUCAACUACUUUAUUUGUUUCUGUUAAUACAUUCUUUUCUUAGAGAAAAUUUAGAAAUGUUUCUAUUUCAAAAGUGAUGAUUAACCAUCUAUAGAUUAAUAUUUAUGAAAGUUUCGUCCACGUUAGAAGACAAAUUUUCCAAAAAUCAAUAAAUUGAAUAGUGUUUUAAAAAA
Messenger RNA from Nasonia vitripennis (jewel wasp), 5554 nucleotides. It is a transcript of the gene Src64B, whose product is annotated as tyrosine-protein kinase Src64B. Gene Ontology annotation, molecular function: non-membrane spanning protein tyrosine kinase activity; signaling receptor binding; ATP binding. The transcript is spliced from 9 exons. Gene Ontology annotation, cellular component: extrinsic component of cytoplasmic side of plasma membrane. The record is from RefSeq and is a predicted model, not a curated record. Gene Ontology annotation, biological process: protein phosphorylation; cell differentiation; innate immune response. The coding region runs from base 924 to 2645 and encodes 573 amino acids. Lineage: Eukaryota; Metazoa; Arthropoda; Insecta; Hymenoptera; Pteromalidae.